CUCUCGAGAAUGCGAUGAAUACUUCUCCGCGUACCGCAUUGGAUAUCGUUUGUUCGCCAUGACAACAUCGAUAUAUCAAGCCACGCUCGUGACUCGUUGCCCGUUUAAUCGAUUCACGACAAAGUGCAAAAGUUUUAGGUUAAAGUGCGCGCAACCUUUUCCUUCGUCAUUUUUCAAGAUGAAUUCGAAAGAAUCGUCAUCGUGAAACGAUAUUUGUCAAGAGGGGAAACGUUGUUCUCAUAUAUAUAUAUAUAUAUAUUUAUAGAUAGAGAAUUGUUAUUUUUAUCGAGUUGAUAUUGGAGGAUAGAGAGAAAAAUAUGACCGAAUCGGAAGAAGAAAUUACCCACACGGAGGAGGACGAGGAUUUGUACGAUUUGGAGAGACCUUCCAUAAUACAUCUGGAUUAUCGGGUGAUGUGGAUACGGGACAAAGUGAUGAAAUUUUUAGGAAUACGCGGCUACGAGCUUCAAUUUUACAAACUUUUGAACGCGAACAAUCGAUACUUGGAGGACAAGAUGCUGAAUUUCUUGAUACUCGAUCUAUACGGAGUGACGAGUCUCGAGAGAAAGAUAAUCUUCUUCUAUUGCACCUAUUCCGUGGAAAAGUAUCAGGAGGAGGUGUCGGUCUGGCAAAGUGAGUGAUCCCUUC
This is a messenger RNA of Apis florea (little honeybee), 648 nucleotides long. It is a transcript of the gene Dhc98D, whose product is annotated as Dynein heavy chain at 89D. Gene Ontology annotation, molecular function: ATP hydrolysis activity; minus-end-directed microtubule motor activity; dynein intermediate chain binding. Gene Ontology annotation, biological process: microtubule-based movement. Lineage: Eukaryota; Metazoa; Arthropoda; Insecta; Hymenoptera; Apidae. The record is from RefSeq and is a predicted model, not a curated record. Gene Ontology annotation, cellular component: dynein complex.